Gryllus bimaculatus (two-spotted cricket) is the source of this 3548-nucleotide messenger RNA. The record is from the annotation of a GenBank genome assembly. Lineage: Eukaryota; Metazoa; Arthropoda; Insecta; Orthoptera; Gryllidae.
UCAGUCUUCAUUUUUCAAAACUAUCUGUUCCUUGUUUUUAAAAGUCGAUACUUUUCUAAGAGAAAUCUUUAAUCGAUCUGAAUUAUCGACUAAUCAUCUGCCCGCUGUCUGUCCGAUACCAGUGUACCAACAUGGCAGCUGUUGAUGUGUUAGAUGAUGGCUUCGGAGAUAAUCUUGACGACCCAAAAAAAGAUUCAUAUGAUAGUACUGAUACAUUGCAAAAUCAACCUCCUCCUGAUGUUCAGUAUAAUUGGGUAGAUGUCACCACUGAAUUUUUUGAAGCUGUGAAAGGUUUAGAGUUGGGAGAACUCCUACAUGAUGAUUUAUUCGGCUUAUUUGAAGCUAUGUCAGCAAUUGAGAUGAUGGAUCCGAAGAUGGAUGCAGGAAUGUUGUGUAACCGUGGAAGUAAAAGUGCUUUAACAUUUGAUCAAGCAGUGCAGACAGGAGCUCUGAAGUUACAAGACAUCACAUUGCCGGAGCAAAUAGGCAUUAUAGAUUCAACAUUGGCAUGUCUUGUUUCAUGGCUUGAAGGCCAUUCAUUAGCCCAAACUGUGUUUACAAAUUUAUAUUUGCAUAAACCACACCUAAUUGAGGAAAGGGCUAUUAAAGCUUUUAGUAUAUGCAUAUUUAAAAUUGUUGAUAUCAUCAAGGAAUUUGUGAACAGGGCAUUAGUGUUCGAAGAGGAGGAUUUUCAGUUGAUGGUGUAUGGUUACCGGUUGGUGCCAGAUGUCUCAGAGCAGCGCACUGUAGGUAUGUUGAAGGAAGUGGAAGAAGAUCUUCAUCGGCGCAUUCGCAAUAAAUCAACAGACCCAGACUUAGUUAGCGAGCAUGAGGACACAAUAGCUCUUUAUUCUCGAAUCAAGUUCAUGAGACUUUUAUAUCAAGCGUUAAGUAGUCUUGGUCGUCGUGAGCCUCUUGGCCUUGGAGACUGUCAACGACUCUUAUCUAGUUGCACAGAUUUACUGCAAAACAUGCAAAAAACUGUUAAUCGUGGUGUUCAACCAACAACUGAAUCUGAUCAUCCAUCCAUUAUGGGAUUUGAUCCUUUGGUGAAUCAACGUCUUCUUCCCCCCACUUUUCCUCGAUACACUAAGAUAAAAUCUCGUGCUGAAGCAUUAGAAUAUUUUGAAGAGUUUCUUAAUAGACUGAAAAUUGUUUGUAAAAUCACCAACUAUUCUUCUUUUCAUAAUGCACUGGACUUUUUCAUAGAUUUCAGUCGUCAUGGGCCCUGCAUUCUAUCAAGAUCAAUAUUGCAACUUCUUUAUUUACCACAGAGUAACAAAGUGUUUGGAACAUUAAGUUUUGUUGAUGUCCUGAGAGAUGCUGCCAAAAAUUUUAUAUUUCCUCCUGCAUUGAUGCCUAAAUCUACAUUACUGAACAACCCUCAGGCCAAAGAAUAUGUAGACACAUUUCUUAAUCAUUGUGUACGUCCAUUUGGAAAUCUCAUUCAGUUAUGUGGGCACAACCGAGCUCGACAGCGAGAUAAAUUGGCCCACCUCCUUGAAGAUUUUGCUACUUUGCAAGAUGAGGCUGAACGAGUGGAUGCAUAUCUUCAUAAUUUAUCUCUUAAAUCAGAUACUCCAAGACCUCACCUUGCGUGUUUUGGCACAUGGAUCUUAUAUCAUACCUUAAAAAUCAUGAUUAUGUACUUACUUUCUGGUUUUGAGCUAGAACUGUAUAGUACACAUGAAUACCAUUACAUAUUCUGGUACAUGUAUGAAUUUCUAUAUGGAUGGUUAGUAUCUGCUCUGACCCGUGCAGAUAAUUUUCUAAUAGAGCAAGAGGAAAUUGUAGUUGGUCACAAAGGUCGUGGAGCAAAGAAAAACAAAGCAAAGAAGAAGAAAGCAAGGCCUUAUGGUCGAGAAAUCACUGUUUACCAAGCUCUGCAGAACAUUUGUGGUGGCCUUUAUAAACUGCCUCAUCCUGAAUUUGACAAUGAGCAAGUGCGAUAUGAACACAGAUUUGCUCCUUUUGCAAGUCUUCUUACGCCACCACCCAUGCAAUAUGCUGAGUUUCGGGAUAUGACGUCACUGGUGCGAUAUGAUCAGCCUCCCAAUAGCACUGCCUUAUAUUUGCAAGGUUGUCAACAUUUUCACAAAGCACGAACGUUAUUGGAGAAUAUUAAUAGUCCUGAUCAAGAGGUCAAUGAUCUUCUGAAAGUUGCUAAAACAAACUUUGUAGUGCUGAAACUACUAGCUGGAGGCCAUAAAAGAGAUUCUGCUAAUCCGCCAAUGUUUGACUUUACAAGCCAUUGCCACUUUCCCAUUAUUAAAUUACUCUAGUCAUGUUCAUCGCAUGUGUCAUUCAUCAACAGAAGUUUUAUCAAAUACACUUAAAGCAAUAUUGUAUCAUCCCUUAUGUAUGUAUAAAAUAAUUCAUAAUUAGUGCAUAUUUUUUCAUAAUGUACAUUAAAUUUUGUUUUAUGUUGCAUGUGUUUUGUUAUAUGUCAUUAAAUUCAACUUAUUUUGACUACUUAGCACUUUUUUUGCAGACCAUAUCUUAGUUCCUUCAGAUAUUGCAGUAUAUUAGUAUUUAUUUGUCAUUUCACAAAACUUUAUUUUAUAGGGUCAACGGGGGUCAUCAUUUUAUCUACAUGUUAUAAAGUCAAAAUAUAUAUUUUAGUACUUUACUACCAGGAACAGAUGCCACUUUUGUUCCUCCUUUGUCACAGUACCAACCUCAGGGAUUUUAAAAAUGAGAUGGGGAUUGAUUUAGCCAACACAACAGAACCAGUCUACUUUUGUAAGCAUGUACUAUGAAAAGUAGAAAGAUGUCAAAUUUACAAUUCCUACUUUAAUUGCACAAAUUACUUGUUCGGGGCAGUGAUCCUUGCCAUGCAUGCUGAAAUUCACGAGAGGGCUCCAGCCUACACAUUUAACAUAAAACAUCCGUGAAUCUGUCCAACACAUUUCCACAGUAAUAUGGAGUCUGUGACCUUUAGAAUUUAUAUAAAACAUAGUGCAUAUCGAAAACAGGCACCACUGACAACCUGUCUAUUCACCUUUUACAACUUCUACUAACUUCAUCUAAUUGAUCACCCUUGUGGUGCUGCACCUCAAUUGCAGUACAAUUGGUGAAAUUACAUAUGAAAACUUCAAUUGGCAACAGAUUUCAACAAAUGAAUUAAGCAUGCCCCAUAAAUAAACUUGAGCCUUAGAUGUUUUUUCCAAUAUUUGUUUCUGAAAAACCAAUCCAGAUAGAGGACUUCAGACACGACCAAAAUUAGUUUAAAAAUUGAGAGUGAAGCACAAAACAGAUUGUCAACAAUGCAGUACAGCUCCAACAACUUCAAGAUGGCAGUGGCACGAGUUAAUAGUAAUUAUUCACUCAAAAUAUUCCAACUGUGAAAAUGUCUGCUCUUGUACUAGAUAAUUUCAUAAAAAGUUUAAAAUUGUAAAGUUAAAUUUGGUAUCAAAACCUAAAACAUGUUCUUAUUCACAGAAUCUUAUUUUUUAAAUGAAAAUUCUCUUUAAUGAAUAAAGCAGUUCAUCAUUUAAAAUUAGGUAAGUUUCCUAUUUGGUUAGUUUCACUCAUGAUCUAUUUCAAGC